Penicillium macrosclerotiorum is the source of this 1083-nucleotide messenger RNA. RefSeq lists its product as uncharacterized. The transcript has 2 exons. NCBI's taxonomy places the organism in Eukaryota, Fungi, Ascomycota, Eurotiomycetes, Eurotiales, Aspergillaceae. The coding region runs from base 1 to 1083 and encodes 360 amino acids. The record is from RefSeq and is a predicted model, not a curated record.
AUGGCUCAAGCUGUCAUGGGAAGUCUUUCCCGAUUCUCAAGCACAAUGCGCCGGUCGAUCACAUCCCAAACCCGCAAUUACGCAUCGAGAACAGCGAUUCCGACUUUUACUCCAACCUCAUCCCCCGAACUGGACAAGCUGCUUGACAGGUUCCGGAACGACAGAUUUAUUCCAGCGGGUCUUCCGAAACGCCAACGCCAAAGCAUGUUCAAGGAAAAGCAUGCGCAAAGACUGACUGAGGAACCUAUCACUGUUAAAAUCAGCGAAAAUGAGGAAUAUACUUUUCGACCGAUGAAGAUAACUGAAACACCAACCAAACGGGAUGCAUUUGCGGCCCUGCAACUCAUGAUGUCCAUGAACGAGUGGAAGAACCUUCUCCCCUUCUUGUCUGGUCUGCAUGCGGCUGGUUUUCGAAUUGGCCAGGAUCGAUGGGAACAACUUGUCCGUCGAGCUGGCGCUGCUGGGAAACUUUCUCUUAUUCUUGAAUGUGCCCGGCAGGGAAGUCACACCGGUUUGCACCUCCGAUCCAUGGGUGUCGUGCGCUCGCUUUUCUACCAGAUUCACCUUGCCGCGGAGCAGGCAGGAUACAAGGGUGAUGCGGUAACCAAAGCUUUCAAUACGACAAGACAGGCUGUUGACCUGAUGGACCAAGACCCUGUGCUCCAAGAAAUAGGCGCAAAGGCGGAGAAUGUAAAGCACCAGCCUUUCGUAAUUGGCACAUUACUUGAACUCAGCGCAAGCCGUGCUAUCAAUGAGUUUGGUGCCAAGGACGAGACCAAUGAAGUCCUGAACUACGCACGAAAGCUCGUCGCCUCUUGGUCCUACUUCUCCAAGGAGGUCGCUACCGAGGACCGCCAUGAAGCAGUCAAACGGAUUCAGGAGCUGGCCCCUGUCUACAAUGGAUUACGUCAGAGUCUUUCAAUCCACGGACUCGCUGUUGACAAGGAUCUUCAUUCGGCAGUAACGACCUGCCUGGCCGAGGCAAAGGAGACCCUGCAAAAGCAGGUGGAUGCAUUCUCACCCGAGGCUCAGAAGCAAACCAAGGCCUAUUUCGACCUCGCACAGUCAUUGUUGAGCGCUUAA